Molecule: messenger RNA, 807 nt
Organism: Hirsutella rhossiliensis
Lineage: Eukaryota; Fungi; Ascomycota; Sordariomycetes; Hypocreales; Ophiocordycipitaceae
Exons: 2
Coding region: 1-807 (268 amino acids)
Source: RefSeq, a predicted model, not a curated record
AUGUCACAGCUUGACGCUCCCGGCUUCUCCAUCGACCCUCGGUCGCCCAGCGUCCUCCCGUACUCGUGCACCUUCUAUCCCACGCUCAACGGUGCCUUGUCCGCACGUCGCCUCCUAGAACAUAGACUGCCGCCCGAGCUUGCGGUUGCCGUCGUCUUCCUUGGCUACAGCCCGUGGCUCCUGAAGCGCCGGGUUGAAGAGCGAAGGUACAACGCAAACGAUUUCUGGAUGCCCGGGCCCCGGGCCAGCGUUGCCGGGCUGUAUCUCAGCACUGAGCGCAUCCCAACCGACAUUGGACCCGUCAUCCCGCAACGCAUCAUCUUCCAAACGAGGGCGGCCGACCAGGGAUGGGCUACGUUCGGCGGCAACGGAACGUUUGACAACAACCACACAUGGUUCGAAGCCAGCAUCCUACAACCGUCAUGUCGGGGGGGUGUGGGAGACGAUCCUCGAAGUGUGGCGCUCGAAGAUGACAAUGUGCUGUCGAAUCCCUGGGAGAACGCCGAGUCUGCGAGGCAGGCAUUGAGGGACAAGGGGUGGGAUUUUGUAGAGACGGAGGACGGACAAAUCACCUGGAGAGUGUGUAGCAACAUUACGGCGAGGAGUGACUAUCGGAAUUACAGAGUUGAAUGGCAACGGGGGGUCAAGACGGAAGUCGACGACGAGAGGGCUGUUGGGAAAGGCGAGGGCUUCUUGGAGCUGCUGGAACCGGGAUGCAUCGUGGUACUUUGGGCGAGGGCUGAGCAACAACUUUGGGUCAAUCACGUUGCAGCGGCAAGCAUUGAGAUUGAGUAUGGGCUGCUGUAA